AUUUUUCUCUCUCAAUUUUUUUUUUUUAAUUGUUAAUCAAAAUAAAAACACAGAUGGAUUUUCUCAAGGAUGUUAUUAAGGAGGAGCAAUCGAAAAAGCGCAAGAUCCUCGAUGCGGUAGAGAAGCAUGGCGGAUUAGAUAAAAAGACAAAGUAUGUGAGUCGAGCGGAAUUAGAGAGAAUUCGCGAAGAAGAAUACAGAAAAAAAGAAAAGGAAAGACAGGACAAGGAAAGAGAGAAAAAAGAGCGACUUGAAGAAAUUGAGAAAAAACGUAAGCAAGAAAUUGAACGACAAAAUGCAAAGGCAGAGGAAAAAGCAAAAGAAGCACAAAAUGUAAGUGGAGGCUGUAAAAAGUAAUGAGAGAGAGAGUUGUCAUUAAAAUAGCGUCCUUUUUUUCUUUUGUUUGGCAGGAGGAGGUGAUUGAGGCGUUUAAUAUUUCAAGAGAGGAAUGUGUGCGUCGUUUAAGAGCCAUGGGACAACCUAUUCGACUUUUCGGUGAGACGGACAAACAAUGUAAAGUUCGUCUUCGUGCUUUAGAACUGAUGGAUGAGCAAUCUGGGGAUCAAGGUAGAAAUGAUUUCAUGAGAACAUUAGAAGAAAUGGAAACAAAUAUGCGAUUGGACGAUUUAAAACAAAAGGGAGGAGAGGAUAAGAAGAAGGUGAAGAAGGCCACACUGCAAGUGGAACCUAUUCAAAUUGAAUUGCUUCAGACGGAUAUUGAUCGACUUUAUGCACAAAUUUAUGCUUAUUUUGCACACACGUUAGAGGAAUGGGAGGAGGCUAUGGCCGAUCGUCCAGAGGAAGAAAAGCGAACCGGACCUGGUAAAAGAGCUGCGGUGUUACAGAAACAAACCGCUGAGUACAUUAAGCCGUUGAUGCGACAAUUAAAGAAACGAACACUGGAACCUGAUAUUUUAGCUCGUGUUGCGGAAAUUGCACAAAGAAUGCAGGUCAGACUUUAUCGAGACGCUCAGGAUGCUUAUCUUCAAUUAUCCAUUGGUAAUGCACCUUGGCCCAUUGGUGUUACCAUGGUUGGUAUCCAUGAACGUUCUGCUCGUGAAAAGAUUUUCUCUUCUCAGGUAGCUCAUGUCUUGAACGAUGAAGCCUCUAGAAAAUGGAUCCAGUCUGUAAAGCGUUUAAUGACGUUUGCUCAAACCAAAUAUCCUCCUUACACGCUUAGUCAAAUCUCUUAAUUUGCAUAUGAGAAAAAAGGGGGAGGGGAUUUAUAAUCAAAAACAAAGCCUGCUUCAAAUAUUUAUAAAACAGUUUGUGAUGUUAAUAAAAAAAAAAGAUCUUUCUGAAACCAUGAUGGAUCAAAUGGUAUCAUCGCAACAUGUGAUACAUAGAAACAACAACAAAAAAAGGUACAUUGGGACUACUCAUGAAAAAUUGGUUUAAAAUAGCUUCAUUCGGAUACUUUUUUUUCCCUCUUUUUUUUCCCUGUAGAUGG
Molecule: messenger RNA, 1449 nt
Organism: Mucor mucedo
Lineage: Eukaryota; Fungi; Mucoromycota; Mucoromycetes; Mucorales; Mucoraceae
Product: Prp18 domain-containing protein
Exons: 6
Coding region: 356-1192 (278 amino acids)
Biological process (GO): generation of catalytic spliceosome for second transesterification step; RNA splicing
Cellular component (GO): U5 snRNP; U4/U6 x U5 tri-snRNP complex; U2-type post-spliceosomal complex
Source: RefSeq, a predicted model, not a curated record